Closterium sp. Naga37s-1 is the source of this 3921-nucleotide messenger RNA. NCBI's taxonomy places the organism in Eukaryota, Viridiplantae, Streptophyta, Zygnematophyceae, Desmidiales, Closteriaceae. The record is from the annotation of a GenBank genome assembly.
AUGUCUCUAAGUCGUACGGCCUCGGCCGCACUGCCUUUCGUGAUAGGGAUUCUGGCAGGCGCUGCGCUGUUGACAAUUCAGCAGAUCAUGACGGGAGGGAACAUUUCGUUCCCCAACGUCUCUUCGUCUCUCUUUGCUUAUAUGAAUUCAGCCAACCAAUCCGUCUCGCAACACGUGGGCAAUCCUGAUUGGCUGGCCUCUUCUGCUUCGAUCGGCGCUGCUACUGACGAGAUUCGUUACAACACGGACGCAGAACCUGUAGAAAGCAAGCUCAACGUGCAUCUGGUAGCACAUUCGCAUGAUGACUUGGGAUGGACGAGCACCAUUGACAAGUACUACGUUUCAUCAGUACAGUACAUUAUCGAGACUGUCAUCGACCAACUCGAGGCAAACCCUGACCGCAAAUUCAUCCAGGUGGAGCAGGCCUUCUUUUAUCGAUGGUGGCAGCAACAGAAAGAGGACAUGCGCAAGAGAGUGCAUGCUCUGGUUGCGUCAGGUCAACUCGAAUUCGUCAACGGAGGGUGGGUGAUGCACGACGAGGCCACCACACACUACACCGACAUGGUCCACCAGAUGUCUCUGGGGCUGCGCUUCCUCCGCUCCGAGUUCAACGUCACGCCGCGCGUUGCAUGGCAAAUUGACCCGUUCGGCCACUCGGCAACCCAAGCCAGUCUCAUCACUGCACAGGCUGGGUUUGAUGGGAUAUUUUUCUCGCGGGCAGACUACCAAGACGUGGCCAAUCGGCAACAAGAAAAGAAGGAAGAGUUUGUGUGGCGUGCGUCUAAAACAUUUGGGAAAUCGGCCCAGGUGUUUGGUGGGCACCUCUACUGGAUGUAUGAUCCCCCCCCUGGGCUUGAUUGUGAGGACAUAAAUUUCCCACCUUUUGUCCAGGAUGAUCCGCAAUCAGGGGAGUCAAACGUCCGGAAGCUUGUCGACCUGUUCGUUCAGCGAGCUUGGGAGCAGGCGAAGGUGACACGGUCGAACCACGUGAUGUUCACCAUGGGGAAGGACUUUGCCUACUCCAACGCCAUCAUGUGGUUCAAGAACAUGGACAAGCUCAUUCACUACGUCAACCUGGACGGUCGGGUCAACGCCCUCUACUCCACGCCUUCAAUCUAUCUGGACGCCAAGCAGCAAGCUGAGGAGACCUGGCCGGUCAAGACUGGCGACUUCUUCCCCUACGCUGACGCACCGCACGCCUACUGGACCGGCUUCUACUCCUCCCGCCCAGCCUUCAAGCGCUACGUGCGCUCCUGCAGCACACUGCUGCUGGCAGCAAGCAUUCUCGAAGCAGCAGUGGGGCGAGAGUCCCUGCAAGCAUGGGGAGGCGACACUGACGGGAUGAACCUUGUGGGCUCUGGCGCUGGCCGAAUGAUGGUCAUGAGUUUCCAUCCCUCGGAGGCGCCUAGUGUGGCAACUGGAGAGGGUGGGAGUGGCGGCGGUGACAGCAAUGCUGGUGCAGGAUACGGGUCUGCUGCUGCUACUGGUGCCGGUGGUGGUGGUGGUGGGGAUAGUAAUGGUGGUGUUACUGGUGCUGGGAGUCGGGAGGCUCAGGCCGCGUCGACAGCAUUGCUGGGGGAGGCAGUGGCAGUAGUACAGCACCACGAUGCCAUCACAGGCACGGCCCAGCAGCACGUGAAUGACGACUACACACUCCGCCUGCACCGAGCAGCACAGGAGGCCUCCACUGUUCUCACCAGCGCUCUGGCAUACCUCAUUCUGCACCCGCCGCCUCCUCUUCCUCCCUCGCCUCCCACCGGCACCAACUCCUCUGCACCAGGUCCCAACCGUGCGGCGCCUGCUGCCACUCCCGCCAAUAGACCUGCUGCAGCUGGCACCGGUGCUGCUGCCACCGCCGCAGCCGCCGCCGCCGCUGCCACUGCUCCUAGUGUCACUCCCCAGGAACCUGCCACUGCUGGUGCGGAUACUGCUGCUGGUGGUGACGAGCCUGCUGCCCCAGAUGCGGCUGUGCCUGCAAACACCAGCGCAACACCACAUCGAGCUCCUCUUGAAACACAGGGCUCAUUGCAGGAGGAAGGUAUCAACAGGGGGAGGCGGCUGCAGGAGAAGCCGAAGCUGCUGCUCGAGACGUGCCCUCUGCUGAACAUCUCCUUCUGCCCUCCAUCGCAGUCUGGUCUUGCACCCGGCAAGAUGCUGGUAGUUGUAGCCUUCAAUUCUCUUGCCUGGGCCCGCACUGAAGUCAUCCGCAUUCCAGUCUCCGCUCCCUCGGUCAUUGUCACAGACUCAACACACCAGCCCAUCCCAUCACAGCUCAUCCCAGAGCUCCUCCCUCGUCCAGUCAUCCGCGCGUUCUACGCAGCAGCACAUGCAGGCGCCAGUGUGCCUCCAGUGGAGCAGCAGCAGGGGGUGAUGUCAGUGGUGUUCCGUGCUGAGGUGCCUCCUUUGGGCUACUCCACAUUCUUCCUCACUGCAGCCCAGCCAGGAGCUGUGGGGGCAGCAGUGAGCAGCAGUGACUGGAUCUUGGGACCAAAGAAGCAGAGGGGACGGAACACGAGGAGCAAGAAGGGGAAGAAGAAAAAGAAGAAGGCAAAGAAGGAUGACUAUGAGGAGGGAGCGGAAGGAGGGGAGGGAGGGGAGGAAGGGGAGGCAGAAGAGGAAGGGUAUGAGGAGGGGCAGGAGGAAGGGGUUGAGGCAAAAGGGGAGGAGGGCUAUGCUGGAGGGGAGGAAGGAGGGGAGGCGGGGGAGGGAGAGGAGGAGGAGGAGGAGGUGGGUGAUGGUGUGGGUCAGGAGGAUGAGAUAGUUCUUGGGGGGGUGGUGGCUGGUCGGCCGGCAGCGCGUGUCUAUUUCUCCAAGGCUGCUCGUGGAAUGACACGUGCUGAGCUCAUCAAGCCGAAUGGCAAGGCCUUUGCCACGCUAGCAGCAGCCAACAUCAGCAGCGAAAUGCUCUUUUACUCAUCUGCAGAGUCAGGAGCAUACAUCUUCAAGCCCACAGCAGACGGUGCGCUGCCGUUCCGCAGGAAGCAGAGGGUGCCGAUCCGCGUGCUGCGAGGGCCCAUCGUGGAGGAGUUUCACCGCCAGGUGGCGCGUGACGUGUCCGAGGUGUAUCGAGUUUACCCGGGGGAGAAUUACGCCGAGCUUGGCUACUCCAUAGGCCCCCUCGUUGAGGAUGGGUCCCUGGGGAAAGAGGUCGUUGCCUCUUUCUCCUCUUCCAUUCAGAGCGGCGAUAUCUUUCACACGGACUCCAACGGCCGUGACUACCUCAAACGAUAUCAUCCUCUUGGUUUUGGCUCUCCCCUGACCUGCUCUCUGCCGUUUGCCCAUCACUCCCCCUCCCUACACCUCUCCCCUCCCUACACCUCUCCCGCCCCCUACACCUCUUCUCACUUCGCUCCCACCUACCGUGCUGUCCUGCAGGUUCGUGACUCUCGCCCUGACUGGACCCUCACAGUCAAGGAGCCCAUAGCAGGGAACUUCUACCCCGUGACGGUGGGCGCGUUCAUCGGGGAUGGCGAGGCACAGCUGUCGCUGCUGGUGGACCGAGCAGCCGGUGCUGCCAGCCUGGCAGCCGGACAGCUCGAAGUCAUGCUGCAUCGGUGGUGGGAUCACUCCGCUUCGCAGUGCUGCCAGACACACGGGCACGGCCAGGCACACCCCCACAGCAGGCAUCAGGCGGGGGCAGCAGCAGGGGCCUUCUGGCGGAGAGAUCACUCCCAGAGGAUGCUGUCCCCGCUGCAGCUCGCUUUUGCUGUCGAGGGCAGCGUAUGCAGUGGGAGGGAGGUGAGGGCGGAGGGUUCACACUCACUUACUGCUGUGUCCACCUCCUCUGCCUGUUGCUCUCCUCCACACUCCCUCCUCAUGCGCUUCUUCUCUCUUCUCAAUUUCCUUCAGCGCUCAGCAGGAGGUGGCAAGGGCAGGGACACGUGGCAGCACCAGAGGGAAGGCGGCAGCACCCUCAGCUAG